CCGACCCGCGUUGAGGACGAACGUGCCGCUGUGCAAGGCUCAGUGUGGUGAUGUUGAUGGUGAACAAAACAACCUACAGAUAAUACUUGUUUACUUUGGGAUCAAGGUGCAGUUGUUGUAUGAACUAUCCCACAGAAAAGACUUUAAAUAAGUAAUGACUGCUAGUGUAUAUAGUGAAUAAAAUAACCAAAUUAAAAACAAUGAAUCGCUUGGACUUGUUGUAAAUACGGAUAAAAAUACUAAAGAAAAAUAUAGAUUUCUCAGGUGUGCAGGUGUAACCAUUGUGUGGAACAAGUCUUAGUGAUAGAAAACACCAGAGGAGAAUCUAUAUAGUUAGUGUUACAUUCAGGUGUAUGUACUGAGCAAAGACACCUACAGAAAGUGAAAGUGUGAGCCAGGAUCCGUCUAUCACAAGUCCUUGAGUACAGCACCAGGUAUAGGAACAUCUCCCAACCACAACUUCAUCAGUCUCUUGUGUAAUGUCUUCACCUCCCUCGUCAGAACUUUGUCAAGUGUUGGGAACCUCUACCUAGCACCCUCUAGUGACCUUCUUAAAACAAAACCGCAGGAACUCUCCAUCAAUAUAUUUUCUUACAACAUCGACACACGCCAUCAACGCCAAAAUAUCAGUACAGUACUCGACCUUCCCCUAAAACAACAUCCAUCCUUCAGCCUCGCCAAAGUACUCUCUAUCAUUCAACGUAGCUCUAUCCUCCUCCUUCUCCUCAUCAUCUUCGCCAUUGUUUUUAUAAUCCUCGCCAGAACAACGAACCUACGGCCAAACUCGUGAAAGAUCGACGCCACAUCCUCCAGAGCAUCCUCACACCUUAUCCUCGCCAACUCCUUAUUAUAGGAGGAUGGUGAGCAGGAUGACCUACUGCUGGAAACGUCUGUUGCUGUGGCUGCUCCUCUGCUGCUGCUUCAGUGUGGGGAUGACGGACGGCUGGUGGGGUCAACGGCCGGAGUUCGGGGCAGCAGAGUCGACGGUGACGGUAAAGGAGGGAGAGACGGCCAAGCUGCCUUGUGUUGUCCUCCACCUCAACGACAAGUCUGUGACGUGGCUGAGGCGCCGUGACCUACACAUCUUGACAGCUGGACACCACACCUACUCCGCCGAUCAGCGCUUCCAGGUGGUACACGCGGAGGGCAGCCAGGAGUGGACCUUGGUGGUGCGCUACACUCAGCUGAGAGACGCCGGCGUCUACGAGUGUCAGGUCAACACUGAACCAAAACUCUCACGUCACGUCACACUCAGAGUCCAUGAUCCCCGGCAGGUGGUAACGAAGACCAAGGUGUUUGUGGCCAAUAAUACAGCUUCUACCAAAGACGGUAACCUCCGGGUGGAGAUCUUGGGGCCCCGGGAGCUGUACAUCGAGGAGGGGUCCUCCCUCACCCUCACCUGCCUGGUGACGUCACUGAGGGGCCCCUCAGCCCUGGUCUACUGGUACCACGACAUCAGCCUUAUUGACUACAACUCCCCCAGGGGCGGCGUGAACCUGAAGAUUGAUCGUGGUCGUGGAGAGACGACGACUCGCCUGGUGGUGUCGUCGGUGGGUCCCGGAGACUCUGGCAUGUACUCCUGUGUGCCCCAAGGCUCCCACCCCGCCACCGUGCUAGUACAUGUACAGAAAGGUGAACACGAGGCAGCCAUCCAGCAAGGUGGACUAAAUGUUGCAUCUUCUGCCACCUCCUUCUCUUCUCCUCUCUUCCUCCUAUCCUGUCUUCUCCUCCUCCACGUCUAUCUCAUUCCUUCCACCAGCGAACUUCUCCUUCAUUCCUCUUCCAUUUACUCCUCAAUAGUGACAAUUCUGAUUAUUCUCUUCAGUUCUCCUUCGUCUACCUUUAUCAUCUCCAUUAUCGUCUUAUGUCUCUUCGUUGGUAUUGUGAUCCACUGUUGCUAUAGCUUCUCUGUCUUUCCCUUCACUCAUAACCUCCCUCGGCCUGUGUUUAUGACUUCACCACCGUCAUUGAUACCAUCGUCUGCGUCUCCGCCUGAAGUCGUGGCAUCAUCGUCGCCAUCAGGCAGGUCCUGCACGUUAAUGGUCUCUCCGUCAUCAGUAUCUUCUUGUAUCACGUCUGUUUUAAUUCCUUCUAAGUCUAGAUCAAUGAAGAGUUAUCGUCACUCAGCCUUAUAGACAAACUCGAGGUGGAUGGAUAUCAAGGCUUAUAAAUACAAAACUUCUCCAAAAAUACCUAAUUUGAUAUUAACGUCAUAUAUAUUAUUUGUAGUCCUAGAGAUAAGUGUUAGUGACCCCUUGAGUGUAAGAGUAACGUUGGUUAGCUUAUUUUGAUCCUAAGAAAAGAAAAACAUUCAAGUAUAUGUUUCAUUAAGUAGCGUGCAUUGUUUACAGUUCCGCAGUGAAGUAACAAUGAUACUGAGAAGCUGAGUGUGUUAUACCAGGAACAUUCUCUCCCUCCCUUUUUUUCGAACUUGCAAAGAACGACAAAACAAAGAUAAAAAAAAAAGUACACAAAAGAUAAAUGGAAUUACUGUACUCAUAGUUGUGUUGGAAGUCCUACGAACACUUGAAACUUCUUUAACUACUGAAAGUCAUAGAAAAAAUAAAUAAAACUUAAAAGUGAACUAUAUUAUGAAGCUGUUGAAUCGGAUAAUAACAUAGAGAACUAUAUAUGUGUCCCCUAUGUGUCCUACUGCAGACUACUGGCAGCUGAAGGGAGCUUUCUCGUGGCCUGUUUGUGUUGGAGGGGAGGAAAUAUAUACGAGGUAAACUUUAACUUCUCUCAGUCAACAACAGUCAAAAGAGUCCGUCUGAGAUGAGUGUUUGUGUGUUGUUUUCUUUAUUAACUGAGAGAUGCGAGAUAUUGCCAUGGUAACGAGGAGUCUUUUAAUCCCAAACUGUACUGAUUAACCUCUCAACAGCUGAUUUUAAAUACGCAUAUCGUUUUACCUGACUGAGUGACUGAGUGACUGAGUGACUCACUCACUCACUCACUCAUUCAUUUAUCGAGAGAAUAUUUUGUCCAGCUCACCAACCCACCACGUCACCAGCCUACACUGACGUGGCUUAUGACGAAUUCUUGGUUAUUUGCUGUUAUUAGGUGUUACAGAAAGGUUAUCCCAGAGUGGUCACAAAGGUGUUAGCAGCGGCGCGUGACGGGAGGAAAUUUCUCUCACAUGUCUUGAUAAUUAUAUCCAACGGUGUCCCAAAUACCAUGAUGUUCUGUAUUUAUAUUCAUUCUACAUAUAAGGAUAGUUUUUAUAUUAUAUAGCAUAAGUUUUUUGGCCUUCAAUGUUAGGCCAAAUUUUGACCAGAUUCUAAGAAAAAUAAACAUGAUAGGUUCUUGUGACAUAUUUUGAUCAAAUUCUAAAUAAAUAUACACUUGUAUCUGGCGUUGCAACUUCCAUGGUAUGCUCGCUCUUCUAUGUCCAAUAUAUGGCAUGUGUAUUGUUCGAUGGCGUUACAAACUCCUCUUUUUUUGUGUGUGUGUGAGUAAACCUGUGUUAUGUGUGCUUGCUGGUUAGCCCACGUGUUAUACUAGUGUUAUGUUAGACAUGGAUCUACGUCAAGAUAAAACAUAGGUUGUUAUAAUUUGCUGGAUUAUUUAUGUAGUUUUUUUUCUCUGUUCGUCUACCAGUUUCUAUCUCUCUAUGUGUCUCAUUUUUCUGUCUUUGUUUAUCCGUUUUCUCUUUUCCUCUCUACUGUUUUUAUAUAUAUCUAUUUAUCGUCUUCUUUUCUCACAUUUUCUUUCUAUCAAUCAGUUAUACUUCCCCGGCAUAAGAGCCUGUGUUACGUGCCUUUGUCAGAUACUGUUUUUUUUUUUUUAAUACCAAGGUGAGAUCCCAGACGCCAUACAAAACUGUCAAGAGGCGCUGUAGGUUUGUUUGUAACACCUCGAUGGAAGUCUUAGAGCGACACUGUACAAAUCUGUCACAACCCACAUCUGUCAGUCUAUAUAUUUGUUAUUAAUAUCAAACUCUUUGUAAGUGAAACAGA
Molecule: messenger RNA, 3956 nt
Organism: Homarus americanus (American lobster)
Lineage: Eukaryota; Metazoa; Arthropoda; Malacostraca; Decapoda; Nephropidae
Exons: 9
Coding region: 858-2135 (425 amino acids)
Biological process (GO): synapse organization
Cellular component (GO): neuron projection membrane
Source: RefSeq, a predicted model, not a curated record